Messenger RNA from Parathielavia appendiculata, 779 nucleotides. RefSeq lists its product as uncharacterized. The coding region runs from base 116 to 694 and encodes 192 amino acids. The record is from RefSeq and is a predicted model, not a curated record. Lineage: Eukaryota; Fungi; Ascomycota; Sordariomycetes; Sordariales; Chaetomiaceae. The transcript is spliced from 2 exons.
GUAAGAUGGUGGCGAUUAUCCCUAGUCCUUGACCUUCUUCCAGGUUCAAGUUCGCUUGCUAACUCUUCCAUUUCAACACACAUCAUGGCCGAGACUCGCACCCCACGUGCAAUACAUGAUGUCGCCGCCGAAUUCCAUGAAUGGCGAGUCGGAUCGGUUGAUUUCAUUUCCAGACUUGGAUCCGCGACGAGCCUAUUUAAAUCAUCCACAACUCAAAUUAGUUCCGACAUGCAUAAGCACGCGGUGGGUAUCAUACAGAAAGCUGCUCAGCUGGCCAGCAUUUUUCGAAUGUCGAAGGCAGACUUCCAUGUCUUCAUCACCCGAAUCAGUGCGCCGCUGGUCAACCCUCCAAGCUGCGGCUUUCCUUUCGACAACGAGACGAUGGAACACGUCAAAGAGGUCCCGCGAGUCAAUUCGAAAGACUCCACGCCAAGCGUCGACCGGGCCGUUCCCCCGGCAUCUUCAAGGCCAGCAACUCAGAGGGACAAAACUACGGCUCAGAGCGUGUCCUGAUCAGACUGCAGGCGCUCUGCAACCUUCACACCGUGCUAACACAAUUCUGCGGAUUUGUGGAACAGAAGGGGCUCCACCAGGGCGAAUGAGUACCGCGUCAGCUGAGAGGCUGAAAGAGCCGCUCAACAUGACAUGGGAGUUCUCUCCUGGGAACUGUGCGCAUACAUUGAUUUUGUUCUGAAGCGCCCAAAAAGAAAGGGACGUUGUCCACCCGGGUCUCACCUAAAAAUUGAACUAUCCAGAGGGAAGAUGGUUGAAGGGUUCCC